Molecule: messenger RNA, 2396 nt
Organism: Crotalus tigris (Tiger rattlesnake)
Lineage: Eukaryota; Metazoa; Chordata; Lepidosauria; Squamata; Viperidae
Gene: UCKL1
Product: uridine-cytidine kinase 1 like 1
Exons: 15
Coding region: 433-2040 (535 amino acids)
Cellular component (GO): cytoplasm
Molecular function (GO): ATP binding; kinase activity
Source: RefSeq, a predicted model, not a curated record
GUCUCUAUCCUUGGUGGGUGCCUCUAUACCAUAAGGGACUCCAGACCAAGCUGUGAGUGGCUGCCGUUCUCUCUGCAAAGCCACUGCUAUUAAUAUAUCAGGCAACGCAUCUAAUCUCUAGGUUAAAGCUAUCCUCUUAGGCAUGCUGGUUGAUCCAGUUCUCAGUUGCUGCUCCGUGACUCCCUUUUUCUGCCCCCGUCCUUUGCCGUGUGACAACAUCGGAUCCCUUUGGCUGCCCUCGGUGGGCCACAAAUUUGCACCCCUAGGAGAAAGGAAGGCGUCUGAAACUCCUUUCUGGAGACCACCCCCCCCCCCGAAUGUUUCCUGGCUAGGAUGAGACCUCAAGGCCCAUAAACUGAAUCAACCCCUCUCCCCAAAGCAGGUUUUUCCAAAAACCCCCCCCCAUUCCCACUUCUCUGGGAUUUAGUCGAGAUGAACCAAUCGCCUGCAUAUUCAGGGGCAAGGAUUUCCGGCUUUAGAGCUUUGGGAACUGACAGCGGCGGUGGCAACAACAGUGUCGACACCUUGGACCGGCUGCUGCCCACAAUUAUCGGAACCAAGUCCCCCCGGAAGCGAACCACCAGCCAGUCUAAAUCGGAGCCCCCCCUUCUGCGUACCAGUAAAAGGACCAUCUACACUGCGGGCCGACCGCCCUGGUACAACGAACAUGGCACCCAGUCAAAAGAAGCCUUUGUUAUCGGUCUGGGUGGGGGCAGCGCUUCCGGGAAAACCACGGUGGCCAGGAUGAUCAUCGAGGCAUUGGACGUGCCGUGGGUGGUGUUACUCUCCAUGGACUCCUUUUAUAAGGUUCUGACGAAAGAGCAGCAAGAACUGGCGGCCAGCAACGAUUUCAACUUUGACCAUCCGGAUGCUUUCGAUUUUGACCUGAUGAUUGCCACUGUCAAAAAACUCAAGCAAGGGAAAAGUGUGAAGAUCCCCGUUUAUGACUUCACCAGCCACAGCCGCAAGAAGGAAUGGAAAAUGCUUUACGGAGCCAACGUGAUUAUAUUUGAAGGUAUUAUGGCGUUUGCCGAUAAGGAGCUCCUGAAGCUUCUGGAUAUGAAAAUAUUUGUGGACACUGACUCGGACAUCCGUCUGGUUCGGCGUUUACGAAGGGACAUCAGUGAACGAGGCCGAGAGAUUGAAGGGGUCAUCAAGCAGUAUAACAAGUUUGUCAAGCCAGCCUUUGACCAAUACAUCCAGCCCACCAUGCGAGUAGCCGAUAUUGUGGUCCCACGAGGUAGUGGAAAUACCGUCGCUAUUGACUUGAUCGUCCAGCAUGUGCACAGCCAGCUGGAAGAGCGUGAACUCAGCGUCAGGGCAGCGCUGGCUUCUGCUCACCAGUGCCACCCUCUCCCCAAGACCCUCAGUGUCCUGAAGAACACACCCCAGGUCAGGGGGAUGCACACCAUCAUCCGGAACAAGGAGACAAGCCGGGAUGAGUUCAUUUUCUACUCCAAACGGCUAAUGCGUCUUCUGAUUGAGCACGCGCUAUCUUUUCUGCCCUUCCAGAGCUGCACAGUUCAAACACCACAAGACCAGGACUACGAAGGUUGUACAUAUAGCGGGAAGCAAAUCACGGGCGUGUCCAUUUUGAGGGCUGGAGAGACCAUGGAGCCAGCCCUGAGAGCCGUUUGCAAGGAUGUCCGGAUCGGCACCAUCCUGAUUCAGACAAACCGAUACACGGGAGAGCCUGAGCUACACUACCUGAGACUCCCAAAGGACAUCAGUGAAGAUCACGUGAUUUUGAUGGACUGCACCGUCUCCACGGGGGCAGCAGCCAUGAUGGCCGUGAGAGUGCUGCUGGAUCACGACGUUCCAGAGGAUAAGAUUUUUCUUCUCUCCUUGUUGAUGGCAGAGAUGGGCGUCCACUCCGUCGCCUAUGCCUUUCCACAAGUCAGGAUCAUCACAACUGCUGUGGACAAGAAAGUGAAUGACCUUUUUCGCAUCAUCCCUGGUAUUGGAAAUUUUGGGGACCGUUACUUUGGCACGGACGCCCCGCCAAAUUGGAGUGACGAGGAAGACAUCCUGGACUCUUGACCAUUGUAAAGAAACCGCUCUGAAGCAAUGGCGAAUUCUGCAUCCACUCCUUAAUCCAUCCCUUGUGCACUCCGCCGUAAAUCUCCAAACGCUUAGAAAAAGAGAAUAUUUCGCAAAGCAGCUAUUAUAUUUUCUUCUGCUUCGUUUUGCACCAGAAGCUGAAGGAGUAUUUUUUUAAGAAGGAGGGUGGGGCUGGCAGGGGAAGAGUGUGGCUCCUGGCUGUUUUUUUUUUUUUUUAAGUAUGCACGAAUGUCUUUGAGUCCAGAAGCAGUUUAUUUUAAUUUUUAAAAAAAUUAAUAUAACUUAUUUUAUUAAAAAAAAAAAAACACUUCCUUGGCAAAGCUGUGAGGAUUUCA